Molecule: messenger RNA, 2946 nt
Organism: Tetrahymena thermophila SB210
Lineage: Eukaryota; Ciliophora; Oligohymenophorea; Hymenostomatida; Tetrahymenidae
Product: Serine/Threonine kinase domain protein
Exons: 7
Biological process (GO): protein phosphorylation; mitotic DNA damage checkpoint signaling
Cellular component (GO): cytoplasm; nucleus
Molecular function (GO): protein serine/threonine kinase activity; ATP binding
Source: RefSeq, a predicted model, not a curated record
UUUGUUUGUUUAUUUGUUUUGAUAAGAAAAAAAAUUAAUAAUUUACCGAAUACCAAAUUUAGUGAUAACAUUCUAUUAAACAUUGGAUUUAGUGGUUAAACAAAAAAUAGGUAGCAAGGUAUCAGCUUAGCCAAAAAUUUAAGAUUAGUGGAUCAAAUCAAAUUAUCUUAAUUUAAGCAAAUAAAUUAUCCAAAAAAGAUGGAGAAUAGCAUUAGAAUUUAAACUGAUGUUGAUUUUCAUGUAGUUCAAUCCACUAAAAGCAAUUAAUCUACAUAAAAUAAAAACAUGCUCACCACAUAAUUUAGAAGAUUUAUGGCAGCCCCAAAUAAUAAUGGAAAUUAAACACCUUUAGGUAGAAAUAUUUCUCCCAACGAAACACUGAAAUAAGUUAUUGCAAAAUCUACUUAGCAAGAUUUCACUUAAAUAUUUAGUGUUUAUACGCCAUCAACAGCUACAUCAAAAAAAAGAAAAAAGAUAAACAUAAACUAACCUAUUUCACGUCCACAGCGAAUCAAUACAGAUAUUUAUGAAGAUUUUGCAAACCACUAAAUUUUACCAACAGAAAUUAAUCUAAAUGACUCUACAAGAGUAGGAUCAUCAUGUGGGCGAUUUUUGAUGCCACAGUCAGCAACCAAUCAAAUCAGAAAUAAAUCAGUAGGAAAAGAUAGUGUAAGAUCAAGAGUUAAAAAUAUUGUAACAAAGAUAUAUUGUGGAAAUACCAAUUAGCUGAACUAAAUGAGUCAUUACUAUGACAGCAAUUUAACAAAUAUGAUAAAACCUAAAAGAAAUAAAUCUUCGUAAGGUCACAAUCCAGCUUAAAGAGGUGAAUCAAGUGCAUCGAAGAUAUAGAAUGAUAAAUAUAGGAACGAAUUUACACCAAGCACCUCACCUUAAAAUCGCCCAAUUAGCGUCUUUCAAGGAAGACAAAGUAAACUGAAUUAAAUUAAUGAUAGUGCAAAAAGAAGAAGUGUAAUGUCUAUAGAUCACGAAAACAGCUUAUUCUAAGUAAGUAAAAACUCUGAUCUCAAUUCAAGCAACAAUUAGUUUUUCCAAAGUACUAAGAAUGGAUAAAAUAACAAUUUUGCUAUCCAAUUUAGAAACCGAUAAUAAACAGCUCUUUAAAGUCAGAGUUAAUGCACUACUACUACUGAAGAAGAUUAAAAAUAGAAUUAAAAUGCAUAAUUUUAAAAGUAGAAUGGAAUAAUAAACAGAUCCUAAGGAGGAAAGACUCCAAUAACUUCUAAUAUUUAAACUAAAUAAUACAUAGAUAUUCUUAUAGCUUAGUAAAAUCAGGGAAAAAGAAGAUCUCAAACCUAAGAAUCAGAGCAUAAUAAAUAAAUAACUUAUAAUUUUUUAGAAUACACUAAAAAAAAUGAAUAAAACAAAGAAAAUAAUUAUGUAAGUGCUUCCAUAAACUAAAGUAAAGCCUAAAGCAGAAUUGAUAAGUACAGAGAUUUAAAUAAAAAUUAAUAGCCUAGUGUUCUUUAUUAACGUAAGAGAAUAUUCACAGAAUUUGCAGAUGACUUUGAACCUUAGAAAGAGUGGGUACCUUAGAUGUAAUCUGAUAUUAGAAAUAAAAAUCAAGUAUAGAUUAAUUUUAAUCAGCAGGAUACUUCCACUACAACUUCAGCUAAUAAAAGUUAUAACUAAUCUCAUAAUUAAAGUACAAACAUAUCAAACCAACAUAUAUAGCAUACUGAUUAAUAGUAAUCAGAAAAGAAUUAACAAUAAUAAUAAUAAUAAAUUUAAAGUUAAUACUAACAGAGGAUAGCAUAAAUUGUCUCUUAGCAAUAACUCUAAGAAAAACAACAAGCAAAAUAAGUUGUUCACCCAAAAGUACUUUAUGACAUGACAGAUGAUGAAUGGAAUACUUUUGGAGACCGUUUUCCUUCUAAUUUUACCAAAAUUAGAUUAUUAGGAAGAGGAGGUUUUGCAUUAGUUUGGCUUGGAGAAAAUAAUAACACAAAAGAGCAAUAUGCAAUUAAAUAGGUGUCCACAAAGAAUGUUCAUCAAACUCAUAUUAAAGAAAUAUGGUUUGGGAGUUAAUUUUUUGAGAAUGGCUAACCAAAAUCAUAAUAUAAAGGGUGCAGAGGUAUAAAUAACAUGAUAAAAUUAGCUGGAUAUGAUUUGAAACCUGUGGAUACCUGGCUAUUUUAUGAGUUAAGCGGUGAUUCAUUAGGUACAAAUUUGUAUGAUUUAAAAGGAGAAGGAAAAACCCCAGAAGGAGAGAGAAUAUAUAAAAUUAUUUAUAAAGAAAUGUACAUUUAAAUGAGGAGCAAUUUAAAUAUUCUAAAACACUUAAUAUUUGAACUCUCUCAUGCGUUGUUAGUGAUUUCUGAUUAAAAAAUAGUUCACUCAGACCUCAAAACUGAGAACAUUUUAAUAAAAACUAAACCAGAUGCUAAAAAUAAAAAAUUAUUAAAAUUGGAUUAAGUAAAGCUUAUUGAUUAUGGCUCAGCCUUCACAUUUGGAAAUUUAAAAAAUUUCUCUAUGGCCACUCCUGAAUAUAUGGCACCAGAGAUAUUAAAUUACAUACUUUAUACAAACAAUCUUAACUACAAUAAAUAAUUAGUUGAUUAUCUAAAAGACUAUCACAUCCCACAUGUGAUAGAUAUUUGGAGUUUAGGUUGUGUUGUCUUAGAGCUAAUAAAUGGUAUUCCAUUAUGGAUGUCAUUAAAAACAAAAAUAAACUUUUAAGGAUAAGAAUUAAUAAAAUGCGGAUUGUUCGCAGUGAAAAAUAGAGUUUUUGAAAGUAUAAUUUAAAAAUAAAUAGAAACUAUUAAUAACCUAGAUUUUAUAUUAAAUGAAUAAAACUAUUCUAACAUCGUUGUCGAUGAUCAAUUAAGAAGUUUACUUAAGCGUAUGCUCACUAUUAACCCUUCUUAAAGAAUAUCACCACGUGAGAUUAUUGAAAUUUUGCAACCAUCUUUAAAAGGAACUAUUUGA